UAGUUGUCUGCAGUCAAAGAUGGCGGUGCGUAAGAAAGACGGCGGCCCGAAUGUUAAAUAUUUCGAAGCGUCUGAUACCGUUUCUCAGUUUGAUAAUGUCCGCGUCUGGCUGGGAAAGAAUUACAAAAAGUACAUCCAGGCCGAGCCUCCCACCAACAAGUCUCUGUCCAGCCUGGUGGUCCAGCUGCUCCAGUUCCAGGAGGAGGUGUUCGGUCGACAUGUCAGCAACCCUCCACUGACCAAGCUGCCAAUUAAGUGUUUUCUGGACUUCAAGUCAGGGGGGGCUCUCUGCCACAUCCUGGCUGCUGCCUACAAGUUCAAGAGUGACCAGGGAUGGCGCAGGUUUGACUUCCAGAAUCCGUCGAGGAUGGACCGAAAUGUGGAGAUGUUCAUGACCAUCGAGAAGUCUUUAGUGCAAAACAACUGCCUGAGUAGGCCAGUCAUCUACCUGAACUCUGACAUAGAGCCAAAACUGCUCGGGAAACUGAAAGACAUCAUAAAAAGACAUCAGGGCUCAGUAACUGAAGACAAGGCCUCUAGCUCCCAUGUUGUUGUUCCUAUUCCCACCAGCCUGGAGGAAGAGGAGUGGGUGCGUCCAGUGAUGAAGAGAGAUAAGCAAGUGCUGCUCCACUGGGGAUAUUUUCCUGACAGUUAUGACACAUGGAUCCAAGCUAGUGAGAUUGAGGCUGCUGUGGAGGAUCCUCCCAGCCCAGAAAAACCUAGGAAGGUCCAUACCAAGUGGAUUUUAGACCUGGACCAGUAUAACGAGUGGAUGAAUGAGGAGGACUAUGAAGUGGGCGAGGGCUGUCCUAAGAGGAAGAGGAUCUCAGCCAAGACACUGACAGAUGAAGUGAGUACUCCUGAUGAGCGGAGGGACAAGAAGCCUGGCAGCGCUAAGAAGAGGAAGAGGUCGCCGUCGCCAUCCCCCACCCCUCCGCCUCAGGAGAGCAAGAAGAAGAAUACCAAAAAAGGGCCAACGACCCCGUACACCAAGUCUAAACGAGGCCAAAGGGAAGAGGAACAGGAGGAUCCUAGUAAAGACUUGGAUGAAGCGUCACCUGUUCCAGCAUCGGAAGAGGGAAACCCACCUAAAACAAAUAACACCAAGAAGGACUCUGAUUCAACUCCAGUCAAGGGAGGAACAGAUAUGGAUGAGCAAGAGGAUGAGUCCAUGGAAACAACAGGCAAGGAGGAGGAGGAAGGCUCUCCAAGCGUGAAAGGGGAACCAGUGAAAGGCUCGGACCUUCACGAAGACAAUGUGACCGAGCAAACUCAUCACAUUAUUAUACCGAGCUACGCUGCCUGGUUUGACUACAACAGUGUUCAUGCCAUCGAGCGCAGAGCCUUGCCAGAAUUUUUCAAUGGGAAGAACAAAUCCAAAACCCCAGAGAUUUACCUGGCAUACAGGAACUUCAUGAUUGACACCUACCGACUGAACCCUCAGGAAUAUCUGACGUCCACGGCCUGUCGUAGGAACCUGGCAGGAGACGUGUGUGCAAUCAUGAGAGUGCACGCCUUCCUGGAGCAGUGGGGCCUGAUCAAUUACCAGGUUGACUCUGAGAGCCGACCCACGCCCAUGGGUCCCCCACCCACUUCUCACUUCCACGUCCUGGCAGACACUCCGUCCAGUCUGGUGCCCCUGCAGCCCAAGACGUCCCAGACCCCUGCUACCCAGCAGAUGAUGUCAUUCCCAGAUAAAGUGAAGGAGAAACCAGCAGAUCUGCAAAACUUUGGGUUGCGGACUGACAUGUACAGCAAGAAGACUUGUUCUGCAAAGAGCAAGAGCACAGCGAGCUCUAUGAGGGAGUGGACAGAGCAAGAAACACUACUACUACUUGAGGGGUUGGAAAUGUACAAGGACGACUGGAACAAGGUUUCAGAACACGUGGGCAGCCGUACGCAGGAUGAGUGCAUCCUGCACUUCCUGCGGCUGCCUAUUGAAGACCCUUACUUAGAGGACAACUCGUCGUCCCUGGGACCACUAGCCUACCAGCCAGUACCUUUCAGCCAGGCAGGAAACCCUGUCAUGAGCACAGUGGCCUUCCUCGCCUCUGUCGUCGAUCCACGUGUUGCCUCUGUUGCAGCCAAAUCUGCUCUGGAGGAGUUUUCUCGUAUGAAGGAGGAGGUUCCUGCAGCUCUUGUGGAGGCUCACGUGAGGCGGGUCGAGGAGGCAGCGAGGGUCAGUGGCCGACAGGACCCGCUGUAUGGCUUGGAGGGUAGUGGCAUCGCAGGCACCGGCCUGGAGGAGGGAGACAGACCUGAUGAAAGUAGUGAUGAAAGUAAGAGUGACAGCCAACCAGGUGAAGAGAAGAGGGAGUCCAAGGACAGCAAAGAUGGAGCGACUGAGGAAGAGGAGAAACAGGCAGAGAAUGGGAAGAAGGAAGAAGAAAGAGGAAGAGAAGCAGAAGGAGAGAGGGAGACGGACAAAACAGAGUCAGAGAUUGGUGAUGGGGAGAAGGCAAAGGAUGGAAAAGAGGGCACAGAGGAAGGACAAAGAGAAGCAGAGAGUGAAGGAGAGAGGAAGGCUAAGGUGGAGCGUGACGUUGGAGAGGGGAACCUUGCCACUGCUGCUGCGUCUGCACUCGCUGCUGCUGCUGUCAAAGCCAAGCACCUGGCUGCAGUUGAAGAGAGAAAGAUUAAAUCUCUUGUGGCUCUGCUGGUGGAGACCCAAAUGAAGAAGCUGGAGAUUAAACUGCGACACUUUGAAGAACUGGAAACCAUAAUGGACAGAGAGAGGGAAGCUUUGGAGUACCAGCGUCAGCAGCUGCUGGCUGACCGUCAGUCCUUCCACAUGGAACAGUUGAAAUAUGCCGAGAUGAGGGCCCGCCAGCAGCACUUCCAGCAGAUUCAGCACCAGCAGCAAAGCCAGGCCAGUGGCCCUCAUGCCAACCAGGCCGCCCCAGCACCAGCCCCACCACCCCCGACCGCAAGUCAGCAGGCCCCCAACACACCAGCGCCACAGCCGGCCCCCAGUCCCGCGCCUCCAGCCUCAGCUUCUGCACCGGCCCCUGAGUCCCAACCCCCUCAGGGUGGAGCGCACACCACGCCCCCCUGCCCCCCAGGUGCAACCCCAGCUACCCACUCAAGCUCCAGCUCCAGCACUACGCCUGUACUCCAUGAGCCCACCCCCCCUCUUCCUGGAGAAACACUCCAUCCUUCAGCUCCAGUCCAACCUCCACAGACAAUUGAUGCAAGAAAGAAAAAAUUAUAACGUAUAAAACAAACCAGCUCUACUUUAACUCUGUCGAAAAAGAUGUCCUUUUUAAAUUGAAUCUGCCUAUGAAGAAAAUGUAGUUUCAAACAGAAGCUGUUCAUCAUGUACGAUCGAUUGGACAGCAACAUCUCACUUCAUAAUAAGAAGCUUAACACCAGAGUGAACUAAGAGGGUCUUACCAACAUGCUGACAGUCAAGGAAAGAAGAGAAAAGACUCAUCUUGUGUUUUCAGUGUUUUGGCAAUUGUUGCAUUUAUUUUCUGCAACAGUUUGACACAGCUUGUGAAGUUUGUGCUUCACAAUCUCUCUAGAGUUCCCCCCUUGUACUGUAGGUACUAAUUCAAAUAUAUGUAAGACAAAAAUGCACUUUUAACAUGUUUCUCAAGGUCCAAUUGAAAGACUUGAAGCAUCGAUGAUUAAAUCGAUGAUUUAACUUUAGCACUUAUAUCAUCUUUUUGUUGUCUUAAAUACUUUUUCAUGCUGAAGGUUUUGAAAACUUGAUUGGAAAUGUUACUAUUUCCGCUCUAUUUUUAUUUGUUUUCCAUGAACAAACAGUCACUCGACAGGGUCUGAUAUGAAUGAAAACUAAUUAGAAGUGAGUUGGAAAGGACGUUGGUUUGGAUGCAGUUUGAGACAAUGUACUGUAAAUUGGAUUUUUAUAUUACAAACACAUCUUUUGUUGCCCCGUAAUGAUAAUAUUUGAAAGCUCUGAGAGCAUGAAAUCAUCAUACUGAGAAGACCUCUCUUUAAAUAUAUCGUAAUAAUGUCCUUCCUUUCGACAGCACUUAAGGAAUAACAUGUCAGCGAGGAGCUUCAUGUUUUUCAAAUCUGGAUGAACUAAAGCAUCCAGGAGUUUCUGAGGAAUGUAGUUGUGUUCAAAAGGUAUGAUUGAAAGUUUGGGAAUGAUAAUUAUACCAGUGACCACAAGAGUGUUUAUUAAUAAUUUGACUUUAUGUUAUUUGCUCAACCAAAAUGUUUUAUAAUCAUGUUUAUCUCACAUUUAUUCAGUGAGUUUUAUUGUGGUUGCUUGAGAAACUAAGAAGUUUUUUUUAGCAGCUUGUUUUUCGCUGGUGCAUUUCAAGUUACACAUGGAAGAAACGUGAAGCCUGUCAAAAAACAAGGGAAUUCGCACCUUAAACAGCUGACAAUGGAGAAUUGUGUCCUUAAUAUCUGCAACAAUAUCCUCACUUUUUAGCCUAUCAAUUUUUAUAUUUUGUACUUUCUGUUUUCCAUCUCCUUUCUUUCAUAUGUCAACAUUGUAACUGUAUAUUAUUACAUUUGUAGUUUAUAUUUACCCUCUCCACUGUUGUGUAUG
Messenger RNA from Cyclopterus lumpus (lumpfish), 4528 nucleotides. RefSeq names its product SWI/SNF related, matrix associated, actin dependent regulator of chromatin, subfamily c, member 2 (gene smarcc2). The transcript has 27 exons. The record is from RefSeq and is a predicted model, not a curated record. NCBI's taxonomy places the organism in Eukaryota, Metazoa, Chordata, Actinopteri, Perciformes, Cyclopteridae. Gene Ontology annotation, biological process: positive regulation of DNA-templated transcription. Gene Ontology annotation, molecular function: histone binding; nucleosomal DNA binding. Bases 20 to 3211 code for a protein of 1063 amino acids. Gene Ontology annotation, cellular component: npBAF complex; SWI/SNF complex; nBAF complex.